CACCGUGGUCUGCGGAGCUGCUGCUUCCCAGGUCUGGGUCGGCUGAGUCACGGCCCGGCCCGGCCCGGCCUAGCGAGGACGUGUGCCCGCCGCCCCGAAGCAGCUGCCACCCGGGCCCUUGGGACCUCUGCACUUGACUUUUCCGGCCGGGCACAAAACCUUCGGCCGUUGCCGUAGCGACUGGCAGUCUAGCGAAUACCCCCUUCACUUUUUAUCGCCCUCCUUUCUCAGUUCAUUGUUUGGUUAUUUUAGGGUCAGUCCGAUGACCCUAUAGGUCGGGCUUGGAGGGCGCCGGCUCUCUGGCAGCAGGCUGCCCUCGUCUGGGCGCUGGGCAGCCGGCUGCCUCCGAGGUUGGGGCGGCCUCCGUGGUCUCCAUGGUAACGGCCCGGCCGGCGUCUCUGCCUCAAGGGGGAAGAUGCGGCCUGCAGGUUCCGCCGCCUCGCCCCCGGCCUCACGGGCGGGCCGGGGCCAGUGAGAAGGAAGGUCCCGGCCGCCGGACGGCGGGGCAUUGGUCACCAGUGAAAUCCCGUUCUCUGGCUGGAGACACAGAUGGCCUCAAAUGAGAGAGAUGCUAUAUCGUGGUACCAAAAGAAGAUUGGAGCAUAUGAUCAGCAGAUAUGGGAAAAGUCAAUCGAACAGACUCAGAUUAAGGGCUUCAAAAACAAACCAAAAAAGAUGGGUCACAUAAAGGCAGACUUGAUUGAUGUUGAUUUAAUCAGAGGCUCAACAUUUGCCAAAGCCAAACCUGAAAUUCCAUGGACAUCUCUGACUCGGAAGGGGCUUGUUCGAGUUGUAUUUUUUCCACUCUUCAGCAAUUGGUGGAUUCAAGUUACCUCUUUAAGAAUCUUUGUUUGGCUGCUACUGCUUUACCUCAUGCAAGUGAUAGCACUCGUGUUAUAUUUUAUGAUGCCUAUCGUGAAUGUAAGUGAAGUCCUCGGACCCUUGUGCCUUAUGUUACUCAUGGGAACUGUCCACUGUCAAAUUGUGUCUACUCAGAUAACAAGGCCAUCAGGGAACAACGGAAAUCGGAGAAGAAGAAAAUUACGAAAAACUGUGAAUGGUGAUGGGAGCCGAGAAAAUGGAAAUAACUCCUCUGAUAAAGCCAGAGGAGUGGAAACUUUGGAAUCUGCACCCCUUAAUGGUAGUUUUUGGAGGACUCUCUUUGGCAACAGGAUGAAAAGAGUUAAAUUAAUAUGUAACAGAGGGACGGAAACUGACUAUGAUUCAGGUUGUCUGCAUCCUAUCAUCAAGAAGAGACAGUGUCGACCAGAGAUCAGAAUGUGGCAAACAAGAGAGAAAGCAAAAUUUUCCGAUGGAGAAAAGGGCCGUAGGGAGUCUUUUAGGCGUUUGGGUAAUGGGAUUUCAGAUGAUCUGUCAAGUGAGGAUGACGGCGAAGCCCAGACACAGAUGAUGAUACUGCGGAGGAGUGUGGAAGGGGCCUCAAGUGACAACGGUUGUGAAAUUAAGAGUAGAAAAUCAAUACUUUCAAGACACUUAAACACUCAGGUAAAAAAGACCACUUCCAAGUGGUGCCCUGUUGUGCGGGAUUCAGAUAGUCUGGCUGAAUCGGAGUUUGAAUCAGCAGCCUUCAGUCAGGGCUCUAGGUCUGGCACGAGUGGUGGCUCUCGAAGCCUCAACAUGUUGAGAAGAGACUCGGAGAGCACCCGCCACGACUCGGAGACAGAGGACAUGUUAUGGGAUGACCUGCUGCAUGGCCCUGAGUGCCGGUCGUCUGUCACCAGCGACAGUGAGGGGGCACGUGUGAACUCCCAUCACUCAGGGGCCAAACGGGAUCCCAAAGAGGAUGUUUUCCAGCAGAACCAUUUAUUCUGGCUUCAGAACUCAAGUCCUGCCUCUGAUCGAGUUAGUGCAAUAAUCUGGGAAGGGAAUGAGUGCAAAAAGAUGGAUAUGUCUGUGUUGGAAAUAAGUGGCAUCAUCAUGAGCAGGGUUAAUGCAUAUCAGCAAGGAGUAGGCUAUCAGAUGCUGGGAAAUGUCGUCACCAUUGGAUUAGCAUUUUUCCCUUUUUUACACCGGCUGUUCCGUGAGAAGAGCCUUGACCAGCUAAAGUCCAUCUCAGCUGAGGAGAUCUUGACUCUCUUUUGUGGGGCACCACCUGUUACACCUAUUAUUAUUUUGUCUAUAAUUAACUUUUUUGAGCGACUGUGUCUUACCUGGAUGUUUUUUUUCAUGAUGUGUGUGGCAGAGAGAACAUAUAAACAGAGAUUUUUAUUUGCAAAACUCUUCAGCCAUAUUACUUCUGCCAGGAAAGCUAGGAAAUAUGAAAUACCUCAUUUCAGACUUAAAAAGGUGGAGAACAUUAAGAUAUGGUUAUCACUGCGUUCCUUUCUAAAGAGACGGGGCCCACAGCGAUCAGUAGAUGUGGUUGUGUCUUCCGUCUUCCUACUGACACUUUCCAUUGCUUUCAUUUGUUGUGCCCAGGUACUGCGUGGACAUAAAACUUUCCUAAAUGAUGCUUAUAAUUGGGAGUUUUUGAUUUGGGAAUCAGCUUUACUACUUUUCUUACUGCGCUUAGCCUCAUUGGGGUCUGAAACCAAUAAGAAAUACAGCAAUGUCUCAAUAUUACUUACUGAACAGAUUAAUUUAUAUCUUAAAAUGGAAAAAAAGCCGAAUAAGAAAGAACAGCUUACCCUAGUAAACAAUGUGUUAAAGCUGUCCACCAAGUUGUUAAAAGAGCUGGACACACCAUUUAGACUCUAUGGACUGACAAUGAAUCCCUUAAUCUACAAUAUCACACGAGUAGUUAUCCUUUCUGCAGUCUCAGGUGUUAUAAGUGAUCUUCUAGGAUUUAACAUAAGACUGUGGAAAAUUAAGUCAUAAGCUGAGUCAUGUGCCUGGACUCUCUCCCCUUGCUGGCAUCAGUGCUUACCCCAUUAAGGAAAGAGAUGACUGCAAACCCAUGAGACACCCACCUGCUUGUUCAUACGCAGAGGUGCCUUCAGCUCUCCUAAUCUAAUGAAUCGUGUUUUCAGAGGAACAGAGCCUUUUCCAACUGGGCGUGCAUGCUAAAAACCUGUAUUUUCAUGGUUUUCAAAUAGUAUGAAUGGUCAGGAGACUGAAGACUGUUGUGUUAUAGUAACUUAAGGACAACUUUUUAAGUUAGGAAAUUUAUUCUGGGCAUUUCAAUGCUGCGACAGUUAUAUUUAUUGGAAAUAGUCUUUUGGGUAACUAUGGUAGAUGCCCAAAGCAUGAAGCAAAAUCCUUUAUUGGAAAUAUGCAAAUUCAGUACUUUUCUAUUACAGUCUAUAGAAUUGGAUAUUUCAUUUCUCUGGCAAAGAGAGAUCAAGUUUAAAUUUAAACUAUUUUAGGUUGAACCUGAAUAAAAGAACUUUAUUGGAGAAUUUCAGUUUCUAGGCUUUUUUUGUUGUUGAAAGAAAAAAUAACCUUUAAACUGUGGUUUUCUGUGAAACUAUGGAGAAAUUUUCAAUUAGUUUAUAAUUUUGAAGUUAAUCCUAAUAGCUGUUUAGUUCUUGGUGAAACAGAGUCAUGCAUAUAAUAUAGCAUGUAAUUCAGCAUAAGACAUUUUUCUAUUCACACCUGUCCGUGUUCACCAGACAAUGUCUUCCAUUUUGAAUGGUUUGAGCCAUGUUUCCCAUCACAGUCCUAAGUGAAGUGUUCAGUUUGUUGUGCAACUCAAUGAAUGUAUUUAACCCUCAGUACAGUCUCAGGUCUUCAGUGUCUAUACUGAGCCAAGCUGUGCCAUUGAUGAUUUGGGUUCUCUUAUCAGCAUCCCCUGUCACACUUACAUACAUACACAUAUGUUAAUGAAAACUAAUAAUCUCCAUGUAAUUCCUGCUCAUUAAGUUACCCACUUUGAAGAAUCUCUUGAGGCAAAUAGAAAGCCCACAGAUCUUAAUGAUAAGAUUUUGUGAGUAUUUGAAUGGGAAUAAUUAAGAAACUUUAUUAUUACAUGUGAAGUAUGUACAUGCAAAGUCAGUGUAUCAUAUAUACAUAUCCUCAUAUGGCAGGAAGAUUUUUGAGGUUUAAAGAUGAAUUUCUCGAGUCCAGGGAUUGAGUUCAGACCUUUCUGGAUUUAUAUCCUUGGCUCUGCUACUCAUUAGCUUCAUAGUCCAAGGCAAGUUACUUAACAUUUUUGCACCUCAAUUUCCUUACCUGUGUAGUGGGGAUAAUAACUACCCAAAAGGGUUGUUAAGGUCAAAUGAGGUUAUCAUGUAAGGUACUUAGCAUAAAAUACUUAGCCCUUGGUAAAUCCACAAUAAACAUUUGUAAUUACUAUUUAAAACCCUUUAAAAAUAUUUUGCUGACAGAUUUCCUAACUGUGAAGAUAGAAACAUAGAGGGCAAGAUAACUGAACUAGAAGUGGAUUACCAAAAGUUUGCAGCCAUUCUAAAUACUGCGUGAGAGUUACAAUUUUUUUUUUUUUUAAAGUAAAACCCGUUUAUAGUGAUUUACCUUUGGAAGGAACUAAUCUGUAAAGGCACUUCAGUGUCUUGACAGGUGACUUAUAGAAGUCAUAAGGAACAAGAACAAUCAUCUCGAAGCCAGGAUUGAGCAGGCUCUGUGCAGAUUUCAGGUGAAGAAAGUGGAUGACUUUCUUUUUUCUCCUACAAAAACACUUCUAAUUUUAUUUGAAUUUUUUACACAUUGAAUUCUUUAGCUUAAAUGCAGUAUUUAGAAUUGUUUACUCCUGUGAGUUGUUUCAGUUAUGGUUUUGAUGGUUUAUAAUUGGUUUAAGUGAUUUUUCAGGUGGGUAAAUUUUUCUGUAUGUGUACUUGCUCAUGUCAGAAACUUGAAAAUCAUUUUUUUAUCUGCACGGGGUCUUCACUGUGGUGUGCAGGCUCUUCAUUGCCCUACUUCAGCUUCCUCUAGUUUGCGGUGUGUGGUUUUCUCUGGUUGCAGCUGGCAGGCUGUCUAGUUCUGGCAUGCGGUCUCUAGAGCACAUGGGCUCAGUAGUUCCAGUCCAAGGGCUUAGUUGCCCCAUGGCAUUUGGGAUCUUAGUUCCCUGACCAGGGAUCAAAACCACAUCCCGUACAUUGGAAGGUGGAGUCUUAACCACUGGACCACCAGGGAAGUCCUAGGAACCUUUUUUUGUUUUUGACUCUUGCCUCUCUCAUACCUCACAUCCAGUCACCAAGUCUUUGAAUAAUUAUCUUUUAGAUGUUUUUCUAAUCAGUCCAUUCUUUUCCAUCCCUGUUUUUACCACCCUCAUCUAAGUUAAUAGCUUCUGUUUUUGAACAGGAUUCUGCUUUUCUGCUCUUAAAUAUACAUGGCAUUCCUCUUUCCCAUACCCACCUAUUCAUCUCAAAAACUAAUGCGUGUUUUUUGAAAUGCAGGUCUCAUCAUUUAGAAUCUGCUAAUGGCUUAGUAUUUCUUUGAAGGUAAAAAUCUGAAAUCUUUUUAGCAAGGUAUAUAGGCCUUCCUUGUUGAGAAAUAUUUUCGAAUCUUUAUGUUUGAAAGAUUUUUGCUGGGCAUAAAAUUCCAGUUUUAGAAAUGUUGUUCCUUUACUGCCUCCUGAGUUGCAUUGCUUCUGACAAGAAGUCUGUUGUCAUUCUCAUCUUUGUUGUUCUGUGUAUAACAUCUCUCUCUUUUUUAAACUCUGGCUACUUUUAAGGUUUUUAUCUUUUUCAUUGAAUUUGUGCUGUUAUAAUGUGUAUUGCUGUAGUUUUUUUGUGUGUGUGUGUGUGCGCUUGGGAUUUGUUGCACUUAUUGAGUCUCUUGAUUUAUAGUUUUCAUAAAAUUUGGGAAAAUUUUAGUUUUUUUUUAAUUUAUUUUUUAAUUGGUGGAAAAUUGCUUUACAAUUUUGUGUUGGUUUCUGCUGUAUAACAACAUGAAUCAGUCAUAUAUGUAUAUCCCUUCCCUCCUGAGACUCCCUUCCCUCCCCCCACCCCUC
Dama dama (fallow deer) is the source of this 5869-nucleotide messenger RNA. RefSeq names its product putative homeodomain transcription factor 1 (gene PHTF1). Gene Ontology annotation, cellular component: endoplasmic reticulum. Bases 550 to 2838 code for a protein of 762 amino acids. The transcript has 19 exons. The record is from RefSeq and is a predicted model, not a curated record. Lineage: Eukaryota; Metazoa; Chordata; Mammalia; Artiodactyla; Cervidae.